Brettanomyces nanus is the source of this 1350-nucleotide messenger RNA. Its product is annotated as translation elongation factor EF-1 alpha. Bases 1 to 1350 code for a protein of 449 amino acids. Gene Ontology annotation, molecular function: GTPase activity; GTP binding; translation elongation factor activity. Lineage: Eukaryota; Fungi; Ascomycota; Pichiomycetes; Pichiales; Pichiaceae. The record is from RefSeq and is a predicted model, not a curated record. The transcript has a single exon. Gene Ontology annotation, biological process: translation; translational elongation.
AUGGGUAAGGAAAAGCUACACAUUAACGUUGUCGUGAUCGGUCACGUCGACUCUGGAAAAUCAACUACUACCGGUCACUUGAUUUACAAGUGCGGUGGUAUUGACAAGAGAACUAUUGAGAAGUUUGAGAAGGAAGCCUCCGAGAUGGGUAAAGGUUCUUUCAAAUACGCCUGGGUUUUAGAUAAGCUUAAAGCCGAGAGAGAAAGAGGUAUCACCAUUGAUAUCGCUUUAUGGAAAUUUGAGACUCCAAAAUACCACGUUACUGUUAUUGAUGCUCCAGGUCACAGAGAUUUCAUCAAGAACAUGAUCACUGGUACCUCUCAGGCUGACUGUGCUAUCUUGAUUAUUGCCGGUGGUGUUGGUGAAUUCGAGGCCGGUAUCUCCAAGGAUGGUCAGACCAGAGAACAUGCUUUGUUGGCUUACACUUUGGGUGUCAGACAAUUGAUUGUUGCCGUCAAUAAGAUGGACUCGGUCAAAUGGUCUGAAGAAAGAUUCGAGGAGAUCAAAAAGGAAGUUUCCAACUUCAUCAAGAAGGUUGGUUACAAUCCAAAGAAGGUUCCGUUCGUUCCAAUCUCGGGUUGGAACGGUGAUAAUAUGAUUGAGCCUUCCACCAACUGUCCAUGGUACAAGGGAUGGACCAAGGAGGCAAAGUCCGGUGUCGUCAAGGGUAAAACAUUGUUGGAGGCUAUUGACUCUAUCGAGCCUCCUUCUAGACCAGUCAACAAGCCAUUGAGAUUACCAUUGCAGGAUGUCUACAAGAUUGGUGGUAUUGGAACUGUGCCAGUGGGUAGAGUUGAAACCGGUACCAUCAAGGCCGGUAUGACCGUCACCUUUGCCCCAGUUGGUGUUACAUCUGAAGUCAAGUCUGUCGAAAUGCAUCACGAAACUCUCGUUAACGGUGGUACUCCAGGUGACAACGUCGGAUUCAACGUCAAGAAUGUUUCUGUCAAGGAAAUCAAAAGAGGCUAUGUUGCCGGUGACGUUAAGAACGAUCCUCCAAAGGGAUGCACUUCUUUCACUGCUCAGGUCAUUAUUUUGAACCACCCAGGUCAGAUUCAAGCUGGUUAUUCUCCAGUCUUGGACUGCCACACUGCUCAUAUUUCUUGCAGAUUUGACGAGUUACUCGAGAAGAUUGACAGAAGAACUGGUAAGAAGACCGAGGAUCACCCUAAGUCUAUCAAAAGAGGAGAUGCCGCUAUGGUCAAAAUGGUUCCAACCAAGCCAAUGUGUGUCGAGGCUUUCACCGACUACCCACCUUUGGGAAGAUUCGCUGUUAGAGACAUGAGACAGACUGUUGCUGUCGGUGUCAUCAAGUCUGUCGUGAAGACAGACAAGGUUGCCAUCAAAUAA